UUCGUCUUUGUCGGGAGAAAUUCCCCACAUAUCGAGAGAUUCCCCAGCCUGAAAUGGUGUAUAUUUCACGAAAUCCUUGUGUUUAGGACAAGAUGUGGUAACGUACGAUAUUUAGACAUUAUUAUCAUGGUAACUACCUGACAGACAAGCUCGGCCAAGGCGGAUUUAGCCCUGAGCUGAGUGGAAAAUCUCGGGGAUGCCACGUAGGAAAUCAACAACUCUGUCCGCCUCGCCUCUCAAACGUCCCUUAGAUGAAGAGUUCACCUUCGAAACGCCUGGAAAGAGAAGAAAGAGUACAGAUUCAUCAGACUCUCAGUCAUCUACAAAGAAAGAUGGAUUGUCCAAAUCUCCAAAAUCACCACGAUCACCUCGUGCUGCAGCUAAGCAGAGCCCGGAGACAGGAGGAAAGGGUUCUGGUACCAAGAAGGGAAAGGGAAAAGGAAGUCAGAGGGAUGAGGAAGAUCUGGAUCCAUCCAAACCUCAUUCACCUGGAUCUUCAGGAUCUGAGAAGCGCAACUUGUCCUUGGAGGCUCUGUUCCAGGUGACAGACUCAGAACUGCAGAACAUGACGCGACAAGUCCCAGAGGCAGAGGCGGAGUCUGUUGGUGAGAGAGUUAUCAUUCUCACACCAGAAAACAUGGGGAACAUACAUUACAUCAUAUCUGAAACUCCAGAACCUGUGCAGAACAUGGUUAAAAUCCCUGUGUCUGAGAAAGGGAUUGAGAAAUAUCAUUUGAAAUCUGAUUCCCUAGAGGAACAAGGCCUUAAGCUCGUGUACACUAAGCCGGCUUUUAAUCAGAUUGGUUCAGAGGAAGGAAGUUCCAAUUCCAGUUCUGGAGAAGUUAAGAUCAGGCCUCUGAAGGAGAAACCUACAGCUGUUCUUGGGGAACAGCAGACGGCGCCGUCUGUGGGGCGUAAAAGGAAACAUCCUCAGAAACCAGGAAGACAUAUCUGUUCCUAUUGUGGUCGUGGUUGUGCCAAGCCAAGUGUCUUACAGAAACAUAUCCGUGCUCAUACCGGUGAGCGUCCAUAUCCAUGUGACUGCGGCUUCUCGUUUAAGACUAAGAGUAACUUGUAUAAACACUGUAAGUCCAGAGCUCAUGCUCUGAAGGUUGGAUUAAACAGUGCUGGUCCUGAGGACAAACUCAAGGACAAAGAGGAAGGCGAUGUGACUGUUUCUGAGGUCAUAGAGGAUGUGGUUGAAGAGGAUUCAGAAGACUCAGAAGGGACUGAAACAGAUGAAGAGGUGAUCGAAGAAAAGGUGGAGGAGCCUACACUUAUUAUGGAGUGUCCAGAAGAUAAGGACCUACAGCCAUCAGGGUCUGAAGAAAUACCUUGGAGGAAACAGGCCAUUCUUGCUGACAUCCGACAGAAAAUAGACAGGAAUAAACUUAUGGAGUGGAGUAAAAAUUUAGAGAAACAGAAGAAACAAGAAAGUGAUGCAAUGCUUCAAGUUCAUAGUCAGUUCCCUGUCAGAAUAGCGCCAAAAGAUUUACCAAACCAAUCUGAUGGUUCCACAGGGGUGCAGAUAUCAAGUUCAGUGAUUGGAAUUAAACCACUUGUCGCUACACCAGUUUCAAGCCAGACUGAUGUAAAACCAAAGUCAUCAUCCCUUCCAUCAUCGUCUGUGGUGACAGAUAAAAAUACCGGUGAAGUUAUAAAAGUAGAGAAAACUCCAAUGGAUGAGAAACCCGUUGUCAGUGUACAAGAACCGAUGCCUGCUCAACCAAGGCAGUCAGUCGAUCCUUCCCUUGUCCUCUCAGCAGAAAUGGUUAGCCUACCACACCCAUGUACAGAGCCAGAGGCUGCAACUAAAGCUCUGAGAGAUUUGGAGAACCUUAGUGAGAGAUUCCAGAAUGCUGCCCAUGAAGGUAUUGCUUUGUCAACAGCUGUUAACAGCUUACCUGACAAGUCAGUGCAGGUGACAAUCCAUCUGCCAAAGUAUCCACAAGGAAAGGUGAAGUCUUUCCCCAAACUUCAAAGAGGCAGUACUCUGCCACAGUCAGUGUCACCGUCCUCCUCUGGAGGACCAGCUGUUGGAAGAUCUACGUCAGUUGAUUCUCGAACACUGACACCAGAGAUGCUCAAGGAAAGGAUCCAGCAGCUUAUUCAAGCAAAUGCAGCUAUUGUAGACAUGCCCAUGGCUGAUCCUCCGCGGGCAAAGUCCAAAGGUCUCACAAGGCAGUACAGUGACUUUCUGAUCCAUAGCUGGAAACUCAAUGAACCAAAUACAGCAAUGACAGGCGAUGCCAGUUCAAAGAUCCAAAUUCCAAGCAUUUCAUCAGUUCCAUUACAGCCCAUUCAAGGUGAGGAGGGUCUUGUGCGACAAGCAGCCGUUGAGGAGAAAGGAUCAGGAGAUGCAGCUAGGUUGAUACUUGAACAAGCAGAAGAACAUUCCAAGAUUCGUCAGAUUCAAACUCUGAGAGAUGCAGUGAGGAGAAACAGUUCCUCCUCCUCUGAUGGAGAUGUUGUCCGAGUUCUGCCAUCAACAUCGCCAGGACAGGAGAUAAAGAUUCAGAUCAACCUGGCCAAGAUGCAGAGUGAGGCAGCUCUGAAGAGCCAGAAGGAGGAGAAAACAGCUGUAAUAAAUGCCCAAGGGGAGUCUGAUCCUAAACUUGGCAAGGCAGCUCAGAUCGAUCCAACUCUUCUUCAAGGUUCAUUAGCAUUAUCCAAGCUUGACACCAGUCAGGAAAGUAGUGUGAUUAAGGACUUACUUCUUAAAGGAAAGACAUUUAUGAAUGCAGUAAGUGCUGAUCAGAAGUCUUCUCUGAUGUUGACUCAGGCUGAAAAGCUGAAUACAGAUGACUAUGGACCCUAUCUUUGUAAGGAUUGUAAUGUUUCUUUCAAAAAGGACCAGACCCUUCAAAUACACAAGAAACUGUACUGUCCAUGUAGCAAGCUUCAAGAAAAUACAAGGACGUCAAAUCCUUUUGGGGCAGGGGCUUCAGACAUAAAAGCAGAGGAAUUUGCUGCAAUUGGCAAAGAAAUCAUUUCAAAGUAUUUCCCCAAAACAGGCCCUGUGUUAAUGAGAUCACAGUCAGCGCCAGCACCAGACAUGAUGACAGGGGUUGACUUCAAACAUGUAAAAGCAAUUCCUGAAGGGUGGUAUCCUAGGAAAAAAGGUAGACCUAAAGGCUCUAAAAACCGACCUAAAGACUUGCAAAUGCUUGCUACAACACAAGCUUCAAAACUGCUUGCACCGGCUAAUCAGCUAACACCCACAACCCCACUCAUUCCAACAUCACCUCGAGCUCCAGGUACUCCUGUGGUCACCCCUAAGCCCCCAAGUAUAUCAGCUACUUCAAGUGUAGCUACAAGCCAGGCUGCUCCAUUAUUACUUGCAAGCCUCCAGGCAGGUCCUCUCAUUGUUCCAGGAAGCACCAUCCUAACCAACCAAACAACUACAUCAACCAUCAGUUCAUUGAUGAUUGGACAACCAAUGGUGUCAGUUCAAGCAGGUGCAUCUACCAUGCACGAGUCAUGUUCUAGUAAGACCACAUCGUCGUCGUCAUCUCAGGCUCAGACUCCUCAGACCCCACAAACUCCUCAAACCCCCCAGACUCCCGGGACACCUCAGACACCACAAACACCAACAUCCACUGAUCCUCAAGCUUUGUGGAAGCUGAAACUGAAGGGCAAGUUGCUGAUGAAAAGAUCUAUGAGUGUUGAGAGAAUGUUGUCUCAAGAGAAAGAAGUCACUACCCCAACUACCACUGUUCCUUUAAAAAUAAAAAUCAAACAGGGAUCUGUGUGCAUAGAGCCUGAACAUUCUGUUAGCAAGAUUGCUAAACUGACCGAUAAUGAACAUACAGGACUCUUCACAUGGCAACCUCCAGUGGUCAGCCCAAAUGCUCCAAAAUCUCUGGCAGGUCAAACUCUGCCCAAAUUCUUUAACAUGCCUAAUUUGAAAUUGUUAACAGACGACACUAACAGUGCGUCACAUGAUGUACUGAGAGUGGAAAUAGGAAUGAUGUCUGCAUCAUCUGGUAAUGUGAUUGUACCUGUAGCUAUGCCUCAGCCUUUCUUUGUUAAUGCUGAGAUCCCCAGUGCAGUGUAUGCCCAGUCCUUGGCUAGUGUCAAUCUCCUUACUGGCGGUCUAGUUCAGCAUGGCAGCAUCAACAUCCCAGGAUUCCACAUGACAUUACCAGCAGCUCAGCCGCGAAAUUUGUCAUGUACCCCAACCAUUGUUUAUCCCAGAACACCAAUAGCUUCAACACCAACCAUCAUCAUCUCCUCAGAUGAAGUGAAGAGUGACGGUACACCUCCCCAUGAAAAAGGUGUCAACACAUCCACAACUCAGCAGCUGAAGGCCAAACUGGAAAAACAGAUCUCCAUCUCAAAAUCUGGAUCUCCAUCACCAGUGAAAACCCCCAUCACUGAUGUGAAACCUUUCUUGACAAGCCGUCAGCUUUCAGUGCUGACAGUUCCAGAAAGCCUAAAAGUUGGGGGUGGAACUUCACCAACAACACCAACCAAACCCACAACACCAACACCAAGAGAACUCCAUUCACCAUCAGCCAAAGCAGUUCCUCUGUACCUGUAUGGCCACUCCUACCCUUCACUCCGAGGCUCCACUCAUGUGACUUUCUGUUGUGUUCAGAAGCUCCAGCCAUAUGUCCCUGUUAGCAAGAAUAGGAAAAUUUCUAUGUAUUCCAACUGGAGGGUGGCCAAACAUAAUCCAAAUCCACCAAAUCUCUCCUCCAAGAUGUUACUGUCUCUCUACAAGUCCCGGUACACCAGCAACCCAGUUUACAGUGAGAGCAACUUGGCUCCACCCAAUGGGGGCAUCCUCACUCACAGCUCAUACUGGACAUACAAGAAGAAGAAACAGGACGCCUCCAAUCUGCAGGUGAAAGAAAGCCCUGAACCCAAAGGCACCAAGGCUGACAACUUAACCGAAAUUAUCACAAACACGGAGGAGCUGAAGGAACCGGUGUAUCGACUUCAGAAUGAGAAGCUGAUUGUUAAGAAGGAUCACAAGGGUCUGAGAAGGAUUCAGGUCUGUAAGGGAGGCUUUAAGACAAAUGAGGAGUAUGUUUAUGUCCGGGGUCGAGGGCGAGGCAAGUAUGUUUGUGAAAUUUGUGGAAUCCGAUGCAAGAAACCAAGCAUGUUGAAGAAGCAUAUUCGCACACACACAGACUUUAGACCAUAUCAUUGUCGGCAUUGUCGAUUUUCAUUCAAGACAAAAGGAAAUCUGACAAAGCAUAUGAAAUCUAAGGCACAUCAGAAGAAAUGCCUGGAGAUAGGAGUUGUUCCGGUGCCUAUCACGGUGGACGAGUCUCAGAUAGACUCGGAAGCCCUGGCAGCACAAUCUGCUGUAGCUAAAGAGGCCAGGAUACGAGAUGCUGCCGAUAUCAAGACCUAUCCUCCUGGUCAGGAGGAUGAAGAUGAUGAUGACGAGGACGAUGAUGAGGAAGAGGACAUGGAAGAUGAUGAUGAUGAUGAUGAUGAUGUUGAUGACUUACAGAAUCAGAUGGUGGUAGAGGAAGAAAUGGAAAUCAGCACACUUGAAGAUGGUUCUGAACAGAUCCGAGAAGGAGACAAGGAGUCGUCUCCCCCUGUUUUUGUGGCAGUUCAGGUAUCUGACAGUGAUCAACCAGCCCUCAUACAGAUAACUCCUGGAGCCAUCACUAGCAGCAGCCUGCCAACGGUGAUGAGUCUCGCUAACAACGUCACAGUCCAGGCCACCACCUCCUCACAGUUGAAGGAGCUGAGUACAUCGCAGAAGAUUGAUGCAGAGAUUGCACGGAGUCUGCUGGAUCUGUCGAAGAAGGCUGAAGCAGACGGCAGUGGGGGAGAUGGGCAGACGUCUGGCAUCCUCACACCAGACUCACAGAAAGGUGUUACAAGAUUAAACUCACUUAUUGGAGCCUUGAUGUCAAGGACAAAGCCUCUGUCUGGUCUCAAACCAGGGGGAGAGAACUCUCCACUGACUAUAGAGGUUGCUCAAGGAGGAGAAGCUGUCUUAUCAGUCACCAAAUCCAGCAUGGUUUCUCUUACUCCAACAACACCGAAAGGAUUCGAGGCAAGCCUCCAAGCUGCAAGAGGCCUACCUUUUACUAUGACAUCGUUUGAGAAGGUCAUGCCUUUGAAAAUGGAUUUUUCCAAGACCUCACCGAAAGACUCUCCCAGGACUCCAAGUGUGGACAUGAGCAUCAAGGCCCUACCAGCCAUGCAGAUGAAUAUACCAGUCAUGACCAAGCCAUCGCUACUGGCCUUUCUUCCUGCAUAUGCAGCUGUGACUAAAGACAUGGCCACAAGGACCAGCACUGGACCAAUCGUGGGUCAGUUCAUUCGACAAGAACCAAUUGUCCUGCCCAACUACAGCCACUCCUGGGGUUACAAGCUGCCCAAGACAACGGAAUCUUUUCAGUUCAGUCAUCCCUUCCCUGGUGUUAUGAUUGGGGAAGGUCCGGUUCCAUCGAUUUCAACUGAUCCUGAAGAUCAGAAGAAUAAGACUGUUGUCAAUGCUGGGAAUGGAAAUGCUUCCUUUGCAGAUGCAUUGAAGAUUCCAGUGGUAAUUCCUGUGACAGACACUUCAACGGUUCCAAUAGUUGUUAGUGAGAGUUCUGAUGAGUCAACGAAUCAGGACCUUGAGCCAAAUGAUUCGGACAAGGUUCCAAAAGUAACAGUAUCAGAAGAUGAUGCAGUGGGAGCAUCAGCUUCAGAAGGUGUUGAAAAGUCUGGGGUGACUCUAGUUCCGGUUCAGGAGCUCCUCAGCCCGGUGCUUCAUUCCCCAUCGGUCAUCAAGGAAGGAGCAAUCAUCCUCUGCCCUCCUGAGGCAGGGGGAGCCACUACUCCCCAGCAACAGAUUGUGUACUUCAUUGGGGACUCACCGGUUCAGGUGCUGGGGAUGGAGAAAGAAGGACCUCAUGCUUGUGAUGUUUGCAGCAAAUCCUUCCCCCAACAGCAUCAACUCACCUUACAUCGGAACAUUCAUUUCAUGGACAAGCCAUUCCGGUGUUCUGUUUGUUCCAUGUACUUCAAGAACCAGGGAAUGUUGGAGAGGCAUGAGAAAUCAGAAAGUCACAUCGCAAAACAUGAACUAAGAUCUCAACAAGAAGCCGCAAUUAAGGAUGACCCUCGCCCAUACAAAUGCUCAUUUUGCAAUGUGGCUUUCCGAAUCCGUGGACAUUUGUCAAAACAUCUCCGGUCUAAACUACAUGUGACCACCUUAGAGAAGAUGGAAAUGUUACCAGCAGGAACGUUUGAUAGACUGGACAAGAGUGGUGAGAUUGCUCGAGUAGAUACAUCAGACCCUCAGAGUGUUUUGAAAAUCCUUCAAGGGAAGGGUGUAGGAGAUGGGUCAGAUUAUCUGCAUUCACCCAGACCGUCCACAUCCAAGGAUACAGAGGAUGAAGACGAGGAUGGAGAAGCUGAAGGGGAGCUGAUGAUAGAUGAGUCUCUUGUGGAAGAAGGGAACCGAGAACGAAGGGACAGCAUGGCUAGCCCCAUCAAGGACCACUUUCAUCUCAAUAAGGUGGCAGACUAUGAGAAACACGACCAAGCCUCCAAUGAGCGAGUGACAGUUGAAAUUAAGCAGGAACCUCUGGACAUCUUUGAGAUUGGACAAGGUAAUUCAGAUGCUCAGCGUUACGGGACUGAAACGGAAUCAGAGAAAUUUGCAAAUGUUGAGACAGUGAAUGUGGUGGCAAAAGAUGGCCGAACAUCCCCAGGUGUUUCGGGAGGCAGCUCACAAGUGUGGUUCUGCAGGCAGAACUUCAGAUCACUGGACCAACUGAGGUCACACUUGAUCACACAUGCCGAGCUCCGCCCCUACGUGUGCGAGUACUGUGACGCUGGCUUCACCAAUGCCAUGGCCUUGCAGAAACACCUCCAGACUCACAGAAUGUCACGCCCAUAUAUAUGUGGGCUCUGUGGGGAUACUUUCACAAAGUCAGAGGAAUUGAAGACCCAUCAUGCAACACAUUCAAGGACAACAUUGCUGCGACCAUCUCUGCGAGACAGUUUCAUCCAGUCCCAGAAGGAUACCACUUCCUCUAAUGGAUCUCAGAUAGAUGCGAACAGUGAAAACAGUGAUGCCAAUGCUUGUGCAGAAGACACAGAGAAUCAUUCAAAGGGAGAUAACUCUGACUCAUCUUCUUCACCCAAGGGAAGUAACUCAUUCCAGGCAGGUGUUUCUAAAGGCGAGCACUCUGCAGAAGUUGAUAUGACAGAACAGUCUAUUCCUUAUAAAAUGGAGUUUGAGGUUAAAGGAAAUAGUGACUGUGCAUCCGACGUGGUUAUAGACGAAAUAAAGGUUCAGAGGAAACAGAUCCAGAGACAGUUUUCAGUGGACGAAAGUGACAAAUCUAUUUCCUCGACCAGGAAACAAAGGAACAAACUGACUUCUUAAAAGAUGAUUCUGUUUCUCAAAGUAUCUUGUCAGAAAAAAGAGAAAACAGAUGAUAGCAGGUGUAUGAUUUGCAGCAAAUAUUUAUCAUAUCAAAAACUGAGAUCUAACGAGAUACGUGGUAUUCACAGAGGAGCAGUAGGUAAACAGUUACUGGCAGAGUAACCUCUGUUAGUUAGAGACACAGAGAUGUUAAGGAAAGGCAUGCAUGGUUUCUGAAAUGAUCGUGUAAUGGAAACAAAGGGUAAUGUAACUGAUUGCAAAAUUAUGUUGUGUCAUUAAAUGUGUGAGUAUUUUCAUGUUUGUAUCAACAGGAUAGAUUGAUAAAGUGUUUCCAGUGCUUUAGCCAGGCAGUCCAUUUGGCAUUCCAAAGAAUUUGUGGAAGUUUGCGCUUAACGUAUACACAAGUUUUUGUACAUUGGUACUCAUCUUCAUUUCAAGUGAUGAUAAGAUGAUGAUGAUGAUGAUGAUGAUGAUGAUCAUCAUCAUUGAAAAUCUUGACUGAAAAGAAGUUACGAACCAGUCUUUCAAACUGUUGAAACACAGUUGUAUUUUUAAAAUGUUUAAUUCAUUUUGUGACUUCUAACCACAAAAAUGUCAUCAGCUAUAUUUAUUCCUAUGAGGGUGCAUAUACUAAAUGUAACAUUGUUUCAAAAACAAAAUUAGCAAUAAAUGCUAACAUGAGAUAUAUAUUGGUUUGCAUGACAAGGCAACCAUAAAAUGUACAGUCAUCCUGUGUUUAUUUCUGUAGGCUUAUUCAAAAAUUAAUAUGCCAAAACACACUGAUCCUGGCUGAAGCACUGCAUUUCAGCUGUCAAAGUGGAAGCAUUGGAAAUGAAGCAUCUUUAGAUAAGAACAAGCGUCUUUAAAUUUGUAAACACCCUGAAAACAAUUUAACAAUAAUUUCAUUGUUUAUGAGUCAUAACUGUCAUUUAUCACCAAUACUUUAGUGUCUUGUAGACACUACGUUCCACCAUCUUGAUGUUGGAGUGUAGCAUAUUCAAACGCAUGAAGCAUUAACAAAGAACUGUCACCAUUCAUUUUUAAAAGGUUAGAAUUAGAACUGGUCUUCAGCAACCCAUGCCUGUCGUAAGAGGCGACUAAAGGGAUUUGGUGGUCAGGCUUGCUGGCUUGGUUGACGCUUGUCAUCGU
Messenger RNA from Haliotis rubra (blacklip abalone), 9505 nucleotides. RefSeq lists its product as uncharacterized. Gene Ontology annotation, biological process: regulation of transcription by RNA polymerase II. The record is from RefSeq and is a predicted model, not a curated record. NCBI's taxonomy places the organism in Eukaryota, Metazoa, Mollusca, Gastropoda, Lepetellida, Haliotidae. Gene Ontology annotation, molecular function: RNA polymerase II cis-regulatory region sequence-specific DNA binding; zinc ion binding; DNA-binding transcription factor activity, RNA polymerase II-specific. Gene Ontology annotation, cellular component: nucleus.